GCGGCAGCGGCGGCGGCGGCGGCGGCAGUUAGAGCGCGGGGUGGGGGGUGGGGGGAGGGAGAGCCCUGCCGGCGGCGGCAGCCCAGGCUCCGGACUCGGGGAGAGCGAGCGAGAAGUAGGAGCAGGAGGAGGAGGAGAGAAAGCAGAAGGAAAGGAAGGAGGAGGAAGAGGAGGAGGAGAGGACUGGGGAGGCGCUCUGGUCGCAGUCAGUGGGCAGCGGAGACGCGGCAUGCCCCUGGCAGGGGAGAGCCGGCUGUCCUCGGCGGGGCCAUGGGGACCCGCGCUCUGACUAUGCCUGGGUGAGAGGAGCCGCGCCAGCCGCCCUGCCGCCUCCACCAUCACCUCCUGCACUCAGCUCACCGCCGGCCACCAGCCCCAGCCUCCGACUGACUCUCUCUCUCUCUCCCUCUCUGCAUUAUUGUUUCCCCCUCUACAGAAGAUGGGGUCGGCUGAUGAUUAGGUCGGAAGCAAGUCAGAUCUUCCUCCAAAGCCUGGUAAUAUUUAUGUAGGCAAAGAGAGAGAGCGAGAAAAGAGGGAGAGGGAGAGGGAGAGAGAAGAAACUGGAGGAGGGGAUAAGGAAAUUCAACCCUCUAAGUCAAUGCAUGUUGUGGUGACACCGGCACAGGAGCCCUCACGGUGGAGUCGGCCAGGGCUGUGCGUUCCCAAAAUAUGACCAGGGGUGCUUGGAUGUGUCGGCAGUAUGACGACGGCUUAAAAAUCUGGUUGGCAGCACCCCGGGAGAACGAGAAACCGUUCAUCGAUUCAGAGAGGGCUCAGAAAUGGCGACUGUCUCUGGCAUCUCUCUUGUUUUUCACAGUCCUGCUCUCUGAUCACUUGUGGUUCUGCGCCGAGGCCAAGCUGACCCGGACCCGGGACAAGGAGCAGCAGCAGCAGCAGCAGCAGCAGCAGCGGCAGCAGCAUCAGAGGCAGCGGCAGCAGCGGCAGAGGCAGCAGGAACCCUCCUGGCCCGCGCUCCUGGCGAGCAUGGGGGAGUCCUCGCCCGCCGCCCAGGCACACAGACUCCUCUCCGCCUCCUCGUCCCCCACCCUGCCCCCCUCCCCCGGAGACGGCGGCGGCGGCGGCGGCAAGGGCAACCGAGGCAAAAACAACCGGGGCAAGGCUCUUUUUCUAGGAAACUCUGCCAAACCCGUGUGGCGCCUGGAGACUUGUUACCCCCAGGGCGCCUCCUCGGGCCAGUGCUUCACGGUGGAGAGCGCGGACGCCGUGUGCGCCAGGAACUGGAGUCGGGGGGUGGCGGCCGGGGGGGAGGAGCAGCAGGUGAGGGGGACGCAUCCAACUCCGCUCUGGAACUUGUCGGAUUUUUACCUUUCGUUUUGUAAUUCCUACACACUUUGGGAGUUGUUCUCGGGGUUGUCCAGCCCCAACACUUUGAACUGUAGUCUGGAUGUGGUGCUCAAGGAGGGCGGUGAGAUGACCACUUGCAGGCAGUGCAUCGAGGCUUACCAAGACUAUGACCACCACGCUCAGGAGAAAUACGAAGAGUUUGAAAGCGUGCUCCAUAAAUACUUACAAUCGGAGGAGUACUCGGUGAAAUCCUGCCCUGAGGACUGUAAGAUUGUCUACAAAGCCUGGCUGUGUUCCCAGUACUUUGAAGUCGCACAGCUUAACUGCAGAAAGACAAUUCCUUGCAAGCAAUACUGUUUGGAGGUUCAGACGAGAUGUCCGUUCAUAUUGCCCGACAAUGACGAAGUCAUCUACGGGGGACUCUCCAGUUUCAUCUGUACAGGGCUCUACGAAACCUUCCUAACCAAUGAUGAACCAGAAUGCUGUGACGUCAGGAGAGAAGCAACACCCCGCAACCCCUCCGCUGGGCGGGUGGACAGAGGCGGCCCCUGCCCCAGGACGUCGCCCCCAGCCUCCUCGGCCACCAGACUGUGCCCCAGCAGACUCAGACUGUGCGUCCUCGUGCUGAUCCUCCUGCACACGGUCCUCACGGCCUCGGCCGCGCACAACGCCACGGCGCUGGGCCUCGGCGGCAUCCAGGCGCUGGACGAGCGCUCGGCCAGCGAGGAGUAGGGACCUGGGACCCCGGAGCAUCCGGCCCGCCCGCCGCCGCGCCGCGCGCUGCUGUCCCACGUCACAGCCUGGGUGCUCCCACCUGCCCACCCCUGCCUGCGGGGCCUGGAGGCAGAACUAAGAGAGGAGCGUGAAUCCAAACACGGACACACACACACACACACGCACGCACGCACACACACACACACACACACAGCUUUUUAUGGACUAAAAGGCUGGGAAGUGACUUCAAUUUCUCACACCAUUUUAUACACUGUGUUUUAAUGUUUGAAGGUUUUAGUUGCUUUCCUUUUGAUUUGAGUUUAUCUGUUUGUUUCGUUUUUGCACUUGUUACUACAGGAUUUAUUUGGGGGGACGGUUUCUCAGAGGUAAACUAAGUCUUUUCACUGUCUCUCUCUUUCUCUCUCUCUAGAUAUAUAUAUUUCUAGUCAUCGUGUGUGUUCAUCAGAUAGUUCUGUUUCAUGUCCUGUCAGUUUCUAUUAGCGGAAUGACAGCUAUGACCUCGCGGUAUAGCAAAAAACAACAACAACAAAAAAAAUCAUAAAAAGUAAAAAAGACCAAAAAAAAAAAAAAAACCAACAAAAAAUAACAAUAAAAAAACUCCCCUUCUGCCUAUGGAACCCACACCCUUCCCGCCCACCCUGGCCUCCCUCCCCAGCACAUGACAUCCGCUUGCUUCUGUCCUUGUCGCCGCCGUGAGUGGGCACUGUGCACGCUCUGCUGGGCCUCUGAGCCGCUGUUGCACAAACUCGCAACGGAGCAGAACGGGGGGCCCUUUCUAGCUGACAAAUAAGUGCUCUCCAUAGCAGGUGGAAUCCGUUGACGCAUCUUUAUGUUGAAAUCAAAAGCUAAGAAAACUACCAUGAACUCAGUUGGUCCAGCUUCCCCUCCGAGGGCCCAGGCCUUCCCCUGGUCUGUGGCUGGGAGCAGCCAGCCAGGAAGGGGAAGUGAGAAGGUGAGGACCUUAAGCCCAUGGGUGCUGGGCUUUCCUUGGGAUUUCAGUUCAGGUGCAGGAAUACAGGAGGGCUUUCUGGCCAUUGUCACUGGAACAGGGGACUCAGGAUGCAAAUCUGGACUUCUUUCUCCUCCUCUAUUUUGGAGGGAACAGUGGAAGUGCUCAAAACACCUGCAGCAUACAGAAUCUGGACCAUUCUACCCCAGUAUUCCCCCACAUAUGGUUUUUAUUUACUCCAGGUAUAAAAGGUAUGCAAUUUUGCAUUAUCAAAAAGAACUUCUUUUCAAAAAAUAGGUUAGCCAUUUUCAUUCAAGUGCAAAAACUGUAUCACUCUCACAUGCUCUAGAUAAUUGAAGACAAGAAGAGAAAGCUGAUCGCUCUGUAUCUUUUCUUCUUGUGGGGCCAUUUCACCUGCUGAGUGUCUAUGAAUUUGCUUUCUUACAAAAAAAAAAAAGGCUUUUAUGAGUUUACAGUAGAAUCAGUGGAAAGAAGAGUUAAUAAGGGCUGUUUUUAAAACAAACAAACAAAACAAAUAAUUACAAAAAAAAAAAAAACCCACUUCACAUUCCUUACUUUUCUCUCACUACACUUGGGAACUGCACUCCAGGUAUGUUUGCUUUGUAGCUGGGCGAUGAGGAAAACUGUGGAAGAGAGAGGUCCUCUUAGCGAACAAAAUUUAGUUCUUAAGUUUGUAGCUAUGAAAUUCCCCCAGGCAUUUGUUUUUGUUCAAACAAACUUUAAUCUCUGCAUCAUUCCUAACUCUGCAACACGCGUACAGUAUGCAUAUUUUGUUUUGAAUAAAAAAAAACCCUGUUUUGUUCCAGUCUGUUAAGAAUAUUCAAAAAUAAUAAAGGUAUUGCUUAAUAAAA
Messenger RNA from Sus scrofa (pig), 3861 nucleotides. It is a transcript of the gene NALF1, whose product is annotated as NALCN channel auxiliary factor 1. Gene Ontology annotation, cellular component: plasma membrane. Gene Ontology annotation, molecular function: stretch-activated, monoatomic cation-selective, calcium channel activity. Lineage: Eukaryota; Metazoa; Chordata; Mammalia; Artiodactyla; Suidae. Gene Ontology annotation, biological process: calcium ion import across plasma membrane. The record is from RefSeq and is a predicted model, not a curated record.